AUGAAGCUGCUUCAAUUCCUGCCUUUUGUUCCCUUCGUCUGCUCUUAUAAAGACAACCACACAACUGGAGCUGUGAAAGUCAUUAUUGACACAGACUUCAAUACCAUCGGGGAUGACGGUCAGGUCCUUGCCAUGGCUGCCCAAAUGCACGCCAGCCAGGACAUAGACUUGUUGGGGCUUACCAUCGUCACGGGCAACCAGUGGCUGCACCAAGAAGUAUCGGACUGUCUCAGGGCCGUGGAGCGCGUUGGGCUCGAGAAACAAGUUGGCGUCUAUGUUGGCGCGGAAACACCACUACUGCAUGACUUCUCAUCGUUCCAGCUGGAGCAAAUUCUAUUUGGCAAUGCGACCGCAUAUAUCGGUGCAUAUCUAUCGGAACCCAAGCCGCUCGUUCCACCUCCAGACGGCUUCGCGAAGAACACAGUUCCGCGGAAGCAGCAUGCCGUCGACUUCAUUAUCGAGAGUGUCCACCGCUAUCCAGGCGAGGUUACGCUGCUCGCCAUUGGACCGCUGACAAAUAUCGCGCUCGCGAUACGCAAGGAUCCCACCAUCGUGCCCCUCAUUAAGCAAAUCGUCAUCAUGGGCGGGCAAAUCUACGCUCCAGGAAACGCGUACAUCGGCGCCGGUGAGACUAAUUGGUGGUUUGACCCUGAAGCAGCCCGUAUUGUGCUACGGGCCAAUGUUACUCGCAAGAUCGUGCCUCUCGAUGUCACAAACACAGUUGUUAUGACAGAAGAGUUGUACGACACAAUUGCAGACUACGAGCCCGCAACUCCUAUCACUACGCUAUUUGCCGGAAUUGAGCGUUGGAGUUAUGUGUACGAUACUGUUGCACUGGCUUCAUUAUAUGAUCAAAGUUUAGACCUCGAUGUGCGAGACUUGUACGUCGAUGUGAACUGUGACUUCAACGCAUCCUAUGGCAAAUCGCUUGUGUGGAACGUCAACCCCUAUCCCGAGAUCGACGUCUACUCGCCUUCUUCUGUUGUCUUUAGGGUUGAUAAUGAUCGUUUCUUUGACUUGUAUGUUGACUUGCUUACACGGCCAGUACCGGUUGUCCUACGCACAAGUGCGCGUGAUGCCAGUUAG
Molecule: messenger RNA, 1086 nt
Organism: Clonostachys byssicola
Lineage: Eukaryota; Fungi; Ascomycota; Sordariomycetes; Hypocreales; Bionectriaceae
Source: the annotation of a GenBank genome assembly